GCCAGCACAGCACAGGGGCUGAUCAUCACUGCCCUUCCCAAUACAGGCAGCCAGCACAGCACAGGGGCUGAUCAUCACUGCCCUCCCCAAGACAGGCAGCCAGCACAGCACAGGGGCUGAUCAUCACUGCCCUUCCCAAAACACACAGCCAGCACAGGAACUGAAACUCACUGCCCAGCACACGCAGGCAGCACAGCACAGGAACUCAUUAUUCCCUUUCUCAAAAGACAUCAUCAGCACUUCUAAAGGAUCCCCAGCCUGGGAACAGCAUGGAUCCCUCCUGCCAGGACUCUCUGUAUCCCAAACUGCAGGAUGAGUGUGAGCUGAAGCCGGAGGGGGAACAGAGCAUGGGGUCAGCAGGAGAGGAUCUGCAGCAGUUCCAUGGCCGGGAGAGAAGUCCCGCAGUAUUUACUGAAGGUGAUUUUCUAAGUCCAGAAAAUGGAGACACCCCUGACUAUUUCUUCCUCACCAGCCAGCCCUCCCCUCCUCUCACUCUCAACUACUCUGGGAGCUUCUUCAUUGAGACUACACCCCAAAGCCAGCAUGACCAAGAAACCCUUUUUAACAUAAUGUCUGGAAUUCUGGGCUUGUCCCCUUUCUCUGCUCCACAGAGCUCCAGUAGACAAGAGUCACUGUAUUCUGUUUCCGAGGCCAUCCAGAACCAUAUGGACCUUUACUCUAGCUCUCAGCCCAAUCUGGACAUCUCUGUCCAGCAGCCCUUCCCCAACCAGUUGUACUCUGCUUUUAGCAGCACUGAAGACAUCCACCAGGUCCCAAGCUCUCCUAAUCUGGGCAGCUUCUCUUCUUCUCAGUGCUUUUUUGAUUCCAAAGUGAUUGCAAGUAAGAACGAAAUGGACAUUUCUCCAAUCUCACCCUCCCUGGAUUCAUUUACUUCUUCGUGUCCACAGUGGGAGACCCAAGCUCCUCAGAACUUUACGCAGGCUUCAUAUCAUUCGGGUGAUUUACUGCAUUCUGAAAGCUCACUCUCAAUAUUCCAUCCCCUGGAGUCUAAAGUAGAGAGUGUCCUGUCUGCCUGCUGCCAGCACCUGGGUGACAUGGCAGAAGAUGCCACCCUUUACAGCUCUAUGGACUUCACCUGCCAAUCAGACACCUAUCCAACACCCCCAUGCAAUUUUAACGAUUCCAAGGUUGACUUGAAACCUCAAGUGUUGCCAGAACUGAAAUUCCAGUUGAGCCACCAAGUUGCAAUGCCAGAACUAAUGAGCCAGGGGGACAUAAGCCAACACCAAACAGCUCCACUCAUCUCCACAGACUUUCUAGGCCAUUCACCAACUGCAGACAUCAUGCUCCCAGCUGCUGGAGGCAUCUCUCUAGAGGAGCCAAGAAAGAGAUACAGGAGAAAUAAAUUUCCAGCCAAGUGCUUUCGCCCCAAACCUCAUGAGAAAGCCUUUGCUUGUCCCGUGGAGACCUGCAUCCGCAGCUUUGCUAGGUCAGAUGAACUCAAUCGACACCUCAGGAUCCACACUGGACACAAACCCUUCCAGUGUAGGAUCUGUCUGCGGAACUUCAGCCGGAGUGACCACCUUACCACCCAUAUCCGGACUCACACUGGCGAGAAGCCCUUUUCAUGUGACCUUUGCGGGAGGAGGUUUGCUAGAAGUGAUGAAAAAAAACGACACGGUAAGGUUCAUAUAAAGCAGAAGGCCAGGACUGAGGAGAAACUCAAGGGUCUUGGCUUUUACACCAUGGGUUUGUCCUUCGGCACAUUAUAAAGCAUCCAAACUAACAUUUAAGCUUGGUACUCUUUUUUUCCUUG
Molecule: messenger RNA, 1777 nt
Organism: Pelobates fuscus (common spadefoot toad)
Lineage: Eukaryota; Metazoa; Chordata; Amphibia; Anura; Pelobatidae
Gene: EGR4
Product: early growth response 4
Exons: 2
Coding region: 270-1733 (487 amino acids)
Biological process (GO): regulation of transcription by RNA polymerase II
Molecular function (GO): DNA-binding transcription factor activity, RNA polymerase II-specific; RNA polymerase II cis-regulatory region sequence-specific DNA binding
Source: RefSeq, a predicted model, not a curated record